CUAACUCAUCAAUUCGGCCUGAGGAGAUUCUUUGUCACAUCACGGUAUGAUCCUUUCCAUAGCAUCCUCUACGCAUACAGCUCAUAACAAUCAGACAAAGCAAAGGGGUUUCGGAAGCAUUUUUGUUUGGUUCAUCGUCGAUUUGAUUAUCAUGAUACUCAUGACAGUGGGUGCUGUCGUCUUGAUUGAUAAAAUACCUACAAUAAAAGAAUUCUUCAAACGUCAUGACUAUGUGAUAUACAUUCUUCUAUCAGUUAGUGGCGUCCUACUAAUGGUAGUUAUAUUUGUGAGAAAAAUUCAGUCGUACUAUCUUGCUACUCGUAUGGUGCUUGAAACUGUGGUUUUACUGUGGUCUGUGAUCUUUGCUAUUGUAUUCCCAUCAAUUAAAUGGUCAGAUGCAUUGAUAUCGCUGGGUACAACGAUUACGAUAACAAUUUCGGUGGUCAUUCUGAGUUGGAAAUUAUCACCAUUGAAUUGGAAGGGGUUUAUCGUUUUCACUUCAAUAUCAAUCGGCAUUGCCGUUUUGGCCAUUGUUGCAGCGAUUUGUUAUUACUUCUUCCACAGUAGAAACGACUUAAAAAGAAAGAUAAGCUGCUUUGCGAUGGUUGUUUUAAUCGAGCUAUCUAUAAUCAUUAUCAUGUUCACUUGUGUCAGUAUCCACAAAUGGCUGAUGUGGUGGUUUGCACCUCAACCUACAGAAUUUAUUCUGGCUGUCGUGAUUUGGUUUCUAAUGCUAGGCCUCUUCACUGAAACGUAUACUGGCAUUACAUCAUGCUUACAGAAAGACAACAACAAUAAACAGAAAUCUGUUGUUGGAAGAUACCCGUAUUAACAGGUUAAAUGUGUCCCUUUUUCUGGAUUGUAGUGUGCUGUUGUGAUUACGUACAUUAAUAAAUUUCUGUGUUUUGUAAAAUCAAAAUUGUGUAAGCAUCCAAU
Trichobilharzia regenti is the source of this 936-nucleotide messenger RNA. NCBI's taxonomy places the organism in Eukaryota, Metazoa, Platyhelminthes, Trematoda, Strigeidida, Schistosomatidae. The record is from the annotation of a GenBank genome assembly.